Molecule: messenger RNA, 6229 nt
Organism: Sceloporus undulatus (fence lizard)
Lineage: Eukaryota; Metazoa; Chordata; Lepidosauria; Squamata; Phrynosomatidae
Gene: HDLBP
Product: high density lipoprotein binding protein
Exons: 28
Coding region: 178-3981 (1267 amino acids)
Cellular component (GO): cytoplasm; nucleus
Molecular function (GO): mRNA binding
Source: RefSeq, a predicted model, not a curated record
UUUAGAGCUGCUAUUGCUGCUGCCUCUGCUGCCGCUUCCUCCUCCUCCUCUUCCAGCAAAGUGGGCCGGAGUCAAGAGAAAGCUGGCAGGCUGACAGACAGCUCACAGGACGGACUUUCUGGCUACUGACCAUUUAGCUGUGGCAUACCCGGAUUGUGUGUGGGUGGGAAAUCGACCAUGAGCUCUGUGGCAGUUUUGACCCAGGAAAGCUUCGCUGAACAUCGCAGCGGUCUUGCUCAGCAACAAGUGAAAGUUACAGCUUUAAAUGCUGAAGAAGAGAAUGACCCUCCAACUUACAAGGACGCUUUCCCUCCUCUCCCUGAGAAAGCUGCAUGUUUGGAGCCAACCCAGGAACCUACCGGUGCCUGGAGCAAAAUCCGACCAAUCAAGGCUUCUGUUAUCACUCAGGUAUUCCAUGUACCACUGGAGGAGAGGAAAUACAAGGACAUGAACCAGUUUGGAGAAGGUGAGCAAGGCAAAAUCUGCUUGGACAUCAUGCAGAAGACAGGUGCGCAUCUGGAACUCUCUCUUGCAAAGGAUCAGGGACUCUCCAUCAUGGUCUCUGGCAAGCUAGAAGCAGUGAUGAAGGCUCGGAAGGAGAUUGUGGCUCGGCUUCAGACCCAGGCUUCAGCAACGGUGGCAAUUCCCAAGGAACAUCACCGCUUUGUCAUUGGAAAAAAUGGAGAGAAAUUGCAGGACCUUGAGCUCAAAACUGCUACAAAGAUCCAGAUCCCCCGCCCGGAUGACCCCAGCAACCAGAUCAAGAUCACUGGCACCAAGGAAGGGAUUGAGAAGGCUCGACAUGAGAUCCUGCUGAUCUCUGCUGAGCAGGAUAAACGUGCAGUAGAGAGGCUUGAAGUGGACAAAGUGUACCAUCCUUUCAUUGCUGGCCCUUUCAAUAAGUUGGUGAGUGAGAUCAUGCAGGACACAGGGACACGAAUAAACAUCCCACCUCCUAGCGUCAACAGGACAGAGAUAGUCUUCACUGGAGAGAAAGAACAGCUGGCCCAAGCAGUGGCUCGUGUCAAGAAGAUCUAUGAGGAGAAGAAAAAGAAGACUACUACCAUUGCUGUGGAGGUGAAGAAGUCCCAGCACAAAUAUGUUAUUGGCCCAAAGGGGAACUCCCUGCAGGAGAUCUUGGAGAAAACUGGAGUCUCGGUCGAGAUCCCACCCACUGACAGCAGCUCGGAGACUGUGAUAUUGCGUGGCGAACCUGAAAAGCUUGGGCAGGCACUGACUGAGGUCUAUGCCAAGGCCAACAGUUUCACAGUCUCCUCAGUUUCUGCCCCCUCUUGGCUUCAUCGUUUCAUCAUUGGCAAAAAAGGACAAAAUCUGGCCAAAAUCACCCAACAAAUGCCAAAGGUUCACAUAGAAUUUACUGAAGGGGAAGAUAAGAUCACUCUGGAAGGACCCACAGAGGAUGUGAAUAUGGCUCAAGAACAAAUUGAGAGCAUGGUCAAGGAUCUGAUAAAUAGGAUGGAUUAUGCUGAAAUCAAUAUUGACCAUAAAUUCCACAGACAUCUGAUUGGAAAGAGUGGAGCCAACAUCAACAGGAUUAAGGAUCAGUACAAAGUGUCUGUGCGCAUCCCUCCAGACAAUGAGAAGAGCAAUCUCAUCAGGAUUGAAGGAGACCCUCAGGGAGUUCAAGAGGCCAAGAGAGAGCUGCUGGAACUUGCUUCACGUAUGGAAAAUGAACGCACUAAGGACCUAAUCAUCGACCAGAAAUUCCAUAGAACUAUCAUUGGGCAGAAAGGGGAACGGAUUCGGGAUACACGGGACAAAUUUCCAGAGGUUAUUAUCAAUUUCCCAGAUCCAUCACAAAAGAGUGACAUUGUUCAGCUUAGAGGACCCAAGAAUGAAGUUGAAAAAUGCACAAAAUACAUGCAGAAGAUGGUAGCAGAUCUGGUUGAAAAUAGCUAUUCUAUUUCUGUUCCCAUCUUCAAACAAUUCCACAAGAAUAUCAUUGGCAAAGGUGGUGCAAAUAUUAAAAAGAUCCGGGAAGAAUGCAACACAAAGAUUGAUCUUCCUGCAGAGAACAGCAAUUCAGAGACAAUUGUCAUCACUGGGAAAAGAGCUAAUUGUGAAGCUGCUCGCAGCCGCAUCCUCGCCAUCCAAAAAGAUUUGGCUAAUAUUGCAGAGGUGGAGGUCUCCAUUCCUGCCAAACUACACAACUCACUCAUUGGUGCCAAAGGUCGUUUCAUCCGCUCCAUCAUGGAGGAAUGUGGAGGAGUUCACAUCCACUUCCCCACAGAGGGCUCAGGUAGCGAUACUGUCACCAUCAGGGGACCAGCCCAGGACGUUGAAAAGGCGAAGAAACAACUUCUGCAGCUUGCAGAGGAAAAGCAAACAAAGAGUUAUACUGUGGACUUGCGUGCCAAGCCAGAGUACCAUAAAUUCCUCAUUGGGAAAGGUGGUGGUAACAUUCGCAAGGUCCGUGAUAAUACUGGUGCCCGGAUUAUCUUCCCCACCUCAGAGGACAAAGAUCAAGAGCUGAUUACUAUCAUGGGAACAGAGGAAGCUGUCAAGGAGGCCCAGAAGGAACUGGAGGUGCUCAUUAAAAACCUGGACAAUGUAGUUGAAGAUUCCAUGAUUGUGGACCCGAAGCAUCACCGGCACUUUGUCAUCCGGAAAGGCCAAGUACUACGAACCAUAGCUGAUGAUUAUGGGGGUGUGAUGGUCAGUUUUCCACGUCCUGGCACACAGAGUGACAAGGUCGCCCUUAAAGGAGCAAAGGACUGUGUUGAGGCUGCAAAGAAACGUAUCCUUGAGAUUAUUGAUGACUUGGAAGCCCAGGUGACAAUAGAAUGCACCAUUCCUCAGAAGUACCACCGCUCUAUAAUGGGGCCCAAAGGUUCCAGGAUUCAACAGAUCACUCGUGACCAUGGUGUUCAGAUCAAAUUUCCAGAUCGGGAGGAAAACGCUGUUCCUUCUGCUGAGCUGGUAGCCCAGGAGAACGGCAAGGAAAGCAGUGAAGGAAAAGAAUACAAAGAAGGUGAUCCUGGCUCUCCAAAAAAAUGUGACACCAUCAUCAUCUCUGGUCGUCGAGAGAAAUGUGAGGCAGCAAAAGAGGCCUUACAUGCUUUGGUUCCAGUGACUAUUGAAGUGGAAGUUCCUUUUGACCUUCAUCGUUUCAUCAUUGGUCAGAAGGGUGUUGGAAUCCGGAAAAUGAUGGAUGAGUUUGAGGUCAAUAUCCAAGUCCCUGCUCCAGAGCUACAAUCUGACAUCAUCUCUAUAAGUGGGCUUGCUGCUAAUCUUGACCGUGCCAAGGCCAGACUUCUAGAGAGAGUGAAGGAGCUGCAAGCUGAACAAGAAGACCGGGCUUUGCGGAACUUUAAGUUGACCGUUACUGUGGAUCCCAGACACCACCCAAAAAUCAUUGGCAGGAAAGGGACUGUAAUCACUCAGAUUCGCACAGAGCAUGAUGUGACCAUACAGUUUCCUGAUAAGGACGAUGAAUCCCAGGCCCAGGAUCAGAUCACCAUCACAGGCUAUGAGAAGAAUACUGAAUCUGCUCGAGAUGCCAUCAUGAAGAUUGUUGGUGAACUGGAGCAAAUGGUCUCUGAAGACAUCACUCUGGAUCAUCGUGUUCAUGCUCGCAUUAUUGGAGCACGUGGGAAAACCAUCCGCAGAAUCAUGGAUGAAUUUAAGGUGGAUAUCCGUUUCCCCCAGAGUGGAGCUGCUGAUCCAAACUGUGUGACUGUUACUGGACUCCCUGACAAUGUGGAUGAAGCCAUUGACCAUAUCUUGAACCUGGAGGAAGAAUAUCUGGCUGAUGUAGUAGACAAUGAAGCAAUGCAAGUCUAUAUGAAACCACCAGCUCACGAGGAAGCUAAGGCUGCAUCAAAGGGAUUUGUGGUGAGAGAUGCCCCUUGGACAGCAGGCAACACCGAGAAGGCUCCUGACAUGAGUAGUUCUGAAGAUUUUCCAAGCUUUGGAGCUCAGGUGGCUCCCAAGACUCUACCUUGGGGUCCCAAGCGGUAAUGGCUGGGAAACAGCAAUCUUGUCCAGCCACCUGCCACAAGGUUUCCUUUCUGAAUUCUGACCUCAUGGCUGGAUCUAAUGCAGAUUGCCCUUGGGGGGGGGGGGGUCUCUUAAUGAAACUAGAGUGCUACCCUUCUUGAGGUUCUCUACUGUUCCUGUGCUUAGGCCUCACUUUGCUUCAGUUUGACUUUUUUUCUUUCUCCUUUCCCUGGAAGAAACUUUCAAUGUUGAUUCCUACCUGAAAUACAUACAUUUGUUUUUUCCGUUCCAAAUUUCAACUUCUUACUUCACAUUGGCCAUGGUGUUGUAACCAAACAUCCCCAUGUACAUCGUACAAAGCACUCUAGCCUCCAUUAGGAGAUCUCCAUGCAGCUAGGAAUCUACUUCCUGUUUCUCAACCUCAGGAAACACAUUUCCUUGACUUUCUACAAAGCCAAAAUAUUUGCUCUUUCCCCUCCUUUCCUGUUUCUCCAAGGCCUUACCUUUAUAGAGUGCAAUCAUUUUUCUCCCUUUCAACUGCCAUCUGCCCUCCCUCCAUGUGAAAUCUAAUACUGCUAUUGGAGUGGAGAUGAAAUUGACCAGAAUGAAUGGGUAGAGAGGGAGGUUUAACCCAGUAGCUGGAAGCCCCAGAAAGCAUUGACAGGGCCUUGGCUACGCUAGUCUGCAGCACCAAGUGUACCAAAAUUCUUCCCUUGUCAGUGUGAGUGUCGGAUUGGAGCUCAUCACCAGUGUUCUCCCACAUCACUUUUUCGUUCUUCCUUCCCAACAGUAGUAUGGCUGAGCUUAGCCAGAAAGCUGACAGUAUUAUGGGGUUUCACAGAACUUGGUUCAACCAAAAGUGCCAUGGUAGCUACAGAUGGUGGGUGAUUAGCUUAGUGAUAAGAGGGCACAAUGCCCGCCCCAGCUUGAUUGUGAUGGCAUUUAAGUACCAGGAUUAGGGUGUGUCUUUUGCUUUUUACUAUUGCCUUCUUUCUACCUCAAGCCAGUAUGACAGUGGCCUGCUUCUUCAGACAGCCCCUCUUGCUUCCUGUUAUCAUGAAUAUUGUUCCUCUCCAAGAAGAGGAAUGUAUGUGUGGCUUUAGACAGGAUCUAGGGUAUCAAAUAUCCCCUCUAACAAAGAUGGUCUUAAUCGCUGCCACAUGAUUUGACCUAUAGUCUUAUGUGACAAAGGUUAGGCCUCAGAGGGAGGCAGGCAAGGAGUGGCUCUCACUUAAAUGGAAGAAGCUGAUUGCAGUUCAGUCUUAAAAAUGAAGCCUCUCUUGGAGGGAGGGGAGAAGACUUAGUUCAGGAAUGGGGAACCUUUGGCCCUCCUGAUGUUUUGAACUUUCAGCUCUCGAAAAUCCCAGCCAGCUUGACCCAUGGUAAAACAUAAAAUGGGGGUUGUAGUCCAAAAUAUAAGGCAGGUUGAAGGUUCCUCAACUCAUGAUUUACUACAUUCUGUAAAAGCCUUCUUGUAGUGUAACAGCAAGUGUCUUGUCCUGUUGUCUUAGCAGCAGUCGUUGCUGCUUUCUAGCUGCUGCCAUAAAACUGAUACAAGGUUACUUGUAUUUUAAAGCUGCUCUUCCAGCCAUUACAUGGUUAUCUAUCUUUUUCUGCUGAAGGUGCUGGCUUUGGUGCCAACUCUGCUCUGUCUACCCCUUCCUCUCUCCCCCCCCCCAAGAGCUUUUCUGAGCCAUUAGCUAGCAUCCUAGCCCCGGGUUCACUUAUGCCCCAUAGUGCAUACUGGGGAAAGGUCUGCAAAGCUCUUGUCUUUCUAGAGCACUCACUUGCCUGACAGGAAGGAAAAGCCUCUCGUUUCAAGUGAGUCUGAGUGAAGAGGGAGAAAUUAUUUCUCUAGGUAAUUCCAUGUAGGGCCAGGAUGAGCCCUAUCACCACCUGAGCAAGAGAAUGAAACAGGGUAGUAGUGUGCAAUGUCUUGCCAGUGGUACCUGGUGUCUGAAUGUCACACAUCACUUGCACGUGUGUUUUAGGCUUGAACUGCCGUUGAGCAUGGCUCAAACCCUGCCAUUUGUUCAAACUGUUGAGAGUAUUCCCUCCCCCUCUGUCCCUCGUAGUGUGCAGCAGAUGCUCUGUGGAGGUGUGCUCCAUGUCCUCUUAAUGUCUUCCAUAUUAUGUUUCCAUGGCAAUGAUCCCUUGGCCUUAACUUUGGAAUUUGGAGAUUAUAUGCAAAACAUGUAUAAAGGCUCAUGAGUAUGGAUGACACUGGAAUUUUAUAAAUUCUCAAAAAUAAAAUCUGAAACAGCUUUCA